AUGUCUGGCCGUGGCAAAGGUGGAAAAGCGAAGGGAAAGUCAAAGUCCCGUUCGAAUAGGGCUGGUCUUCAAUUCCCGGUUGGUCGUAUCCAUAGACUUCUUCGUAAAGGAAAUUACGCUGAACGUGUUGGUGCAGGAGCACCCGUGUACCUUGCAGCCGUAAUGGAGUAUUUAGCGGCUGAAGUAUUGGAAUUGGCGGGAAACGCUGCCCGUGACAACAAGAAAACCAGGAUCAUUCCUCGUCAUCUUCAACUCGCCAUUCGUAAUGACGAAGAGUUGAACAAAUUACUCUCUGGUGUAACCAUCGCUCAAGGUGGUGUACUGCCUAAUAUUCAAGCUGUUUUAUUACCGAAGAAAACCGAGAAGAAAGCUUAA
This is a messenger RNA of Habropoda laboriosa, 375 nucleotides long. Its product is annotated as histone H2A-like. The record is from RefSeq and is a predicted model, not a curated record. Gene Ontology annotation, molecular function: DNA binding; structural constituent of chromatin; protein heterodimerization activity. Gene Ontology annotation, cellular component: nucleosome. The transcript has a single exon. Lineage: Eukaryota; Metazoa; Arthropoda; Insecta; Hymenoptera; Apidae. The coding region runs from base 1 to 375 and encodes 124 amino acids.